Messenger RNA from Caenorhabditis bovis, 1062 nucleotides. Lineage: Eukaryota; Metazoa; Nematoda; Chromadorea; Rhabditida; Rhabditidae. The record is from the annotation of a GenBank genome assembly.
AUGGUCAUACCUGUGAGCCAGCACAAACUCAUCAAGAUUCGGCGAGCAAAUCGGGUCAGGCUCACUAAAUUAGCGCUGAUAUGCUCGGCGAUCGCGUGUGGGUGCAACAUUUUCGCGUCGUCAACAAAUCACUGGUUGUACACAUCAGAAGUUUUGAAGUAUUUCGUGUUCCCGAACCAAACUGCGAACAUUGAUGAUUUUUCCACAGCAACUGCGCCAGUCUAUUUCAAAAAUGCCACCAUUGGGCCGUGGUUAUUCUGCUGGGAAGAUCCAAUAACUCCAUUUAAUUGCUCUGAAGUUUUAUACUUGACCGAUGAAGAAGCUAGUGAUACAACAAGUUCAGUUCAACAAUCAGUUCGCCGCGCUUUUCUCUUCAUGCUGGUCGGAGUAAUUAUUGAUUUCUGUGGUCUUUUUGUUGCCAUUAUUUGCUAUUGUCUUCGAAAUCCUUACUCAUCAUUGCUCGUUUCAUCACUACUACAUAUCAAUUCAGGAAUUGCAAACUUCUCGUGUAUCAUUGUCUUCAUGUCAUCUGUUUCCAAGGAAGUUGGAUACAAGAUCCACGCUGCCAGUGAGAUGGACGAUCCGCUAUUCUAUAUGUCUUACGGAUUCUCCUUUUGGUUGCUAAAGGCCUCAUUCAUGUUGACUGAGAUGGCAGCAAUCUUUUCGAUAAUGGUUUAUAUGGCGAAACGGGACGAGCGAACAUUUAACAGAUACAAAAUUCGAACAACAUUUAAUUAUGUUAAGAAGCCAAAUGAAAUUGUUGAUUCGCGAAACCGCAGUCUUCUUCCGCCAGUUCCUAGGAAUUUUCGAUACAACCGAAGGACUGGAUCGAGUACCACAGAAUCACCACCUCCUGAACUUGAUUCAAUGGUACGUUCUCCUAUUGAAGGCCGAGUUCGUCAAGGUCUUCAAGGCAGUAUCUCGAUUCUGACAAGCUCGUUCUCUAUUUCUCCAGAUCAGGAGCAUUAUCACAAACAGCAUCAGCCGAAGAAAACGUAUGCUCAACCGCUUCGCCGAAUGGCAAUACCGGUCUCGCAACGAUAUCAAACUCCGUCACCUUAA